GCACGUUUUAAAUACCACUAAUCUAUUCCGAAUGCUGCAAUAAUGUUCAAGUUACCUAGAACAUGGUCUACGCUUUUCCUAGUAGUUCAAAUAUUACACAAUGCUUGUUGUGAUAUUAACAUAGAAAAAAAUGUAAAACUUUUAAUGGGAUAUCCUCCUGACUCACUCGCCAACUUUACUGAAUUGGCCACAAAGUAUGGAUACGUCUCCGAAGAGCAUACCGUAAUAACUGAUGAUGGCUACAUAUUGACAAUGUUUAGAAUAACUAAAGGAAGAAAUUGCAACGGACCCAUAAGAAAGCCUCCAGUUCUUCUCAUGCACGGACUGAUCAUGAGCUCCGAUGGGUACCUAGACGCAGGGCCAGAGGCGGGCCUCGGUUAUCUAGUGUCGGACCUCUGCUACGAUCUCUGGCUCCCCAACGUACGAGGGAACUACUACUCGAAACGACACAUCGCACUGGAUCCCGCAAGAGAUAGUGAAUUCUGGGACUUCUCCAACUUGGAGUUUGGGUACUACGAUAUUCCAGCUUUUAUUGACUAUAUUCUGAGUAAAACCAGGUCUAAGAAGCUGAACUACAUCGGAUUCUCGCAGGGUUGCAGCACCUUCUUCAUAAUGAAUGCCGAAAGACCUGAGUACAAUGAGAAAAUUGGUGUGGCGAUACUCCUGGAGCCAAGCUCGAGGCAGACGAACAUGAAGGCGCAAGUGACCAGGCUGCUGCUGGCCACGACCGCUGCCGCGCUGCCAGUGCUGUAUCAGGCCGGUCAGUACGAGGCCUUGCCGCUGGGCGGGAUCGUGCAGGAGAUUGCGGCCUUCAUCUGUAAGGACUACGUUGCAGCAAACACUAUCUGCAGGGUUAUAUUGUCAUUAAUCGAUGCCUCUCACCCCGGCUCCGUAACGACGGAGACUAUGCGCGACCUCUUUGGUCAUUUCCCAGCAGGCACGUCAAUAAAAAACUUCGCCUGGUACGGACAGGGUCUUAGUGUUGACACCUUUCAGAAUUUCGAUUACGGCGUUGAUAAAAACUUGCAAACCUACGGUAGCGUCCAACCACCACCCUACAAUCUCAGUCGAGUGACGGCGCCCGUUGUAAUCAUUAACGGGUACAACGAUGGUCUGGCGACGCCGGCUGACGUCGACUGGGUUACCAGCAAACUACCAAACGUACUGGAACACUUCUAUGUUAAGGAUCCGCUCUGGACUCACUUUGACGUGACGUUUAGUCAAUUUACAGCUAACAGUACAUUACCAAAGAUAACGCAGUAUUUGCGACGUUACAGCACAUAGAUGAUAAAUAAAUUAUUUCGUUAAAAUAUAAA
Papilio polytes (common Mormon) is the source of this 1316-nucleotide messenger RNA. RefSeq names its product lipase 3-like. The transcript has a single exon. The record is from RefSeq and is a predicted model, not a curated record. Lineage: Eukaryota; Metazoa; Arthropoda; Insecta; Lepidoptera; Papilionidae. The coding region runs from base 43 to 1284 and encodes 413 amino acids. Gene Ontology annotation, molecular function: hydrolase activity, acting on ester bonds. Gene Ontology annotation, biological process: lipid metabolic process.